UACUGCAGGUUGCUUAGGGCUUGCCUAAUAAGGAGUGAUUUGUUGUUGCUGACUAAUCUAUGGACUCUGAGAUUGCGCAACAUCACUGGAGACUGACAAUACAGACAGAGCAGGACAGGAGACGAAAGAAAGAAAAAAAAACAGCAUAAUGCAAAAAUCAGCUUAACAUAAGUUCGACCGGUGGACUAACCUUAGUAUACAGGAAGAGAGGAGUAGCACAAAAAAAGAAGUUACAUACAGACUGUGUCUGCCUAGUAGUGUGAACACACGAGGGCAAGAAUUUGCUUGCCAACUUGUGGUUGAGUGAAGAUUGAAACCCAUUCAAAAACUGACAAUCACACUGUGUAAGAGAAGAAAGGUACGGAGCACAGUGGUGUAAAGAUGCUCAGGAGAGAGAUUAGGAGCGCAUAGACUGAGAAGGAAGUCGGGCCCCUGACGAGACGCAGCAAGGAGGAGGAUAGUGGAUCAUUAUGGGAGUCAAAUGCAGGGCUUUUGUUGCCAUUGUCUUCAUCCUCCUUUUGUUUGGCUCCAUGUGGCUCCAUGGGAAUCUGGCGGACCACUGGAAUACUUGUCCAAAGGUUUAUAGUAUGAAAAACAAGAUUCUGUCUUUCAUUAGAGUUAAUAGUUCAGAUGACGAUGUGGCUCCACUGAGGGUGUGUCCUGGCCAGAGGUUUCAAGUUGCUGAUUUGCUGGCUCACCUGCAGGCAGCUCCAGUCUCAGCCAAUGAUGUUCUGCUAAAGCCGUACCUGGCAAGCUGGGAUGAGCUUAUCAAGUUUUUGGAAGCCUUGGGGCCAAUGGUGGGUUUAAUUUCACAAGAAAUUGAGUCGAAAACUGCCAUCAUCCGUGACCUGGCCCAAAAAGCGGAGAAAGAGCCAGAGAAGAAAAUGAAAGAAAGAAAAAGAACGCACCAGCAAAGCGACCCAGUCUUAAUGAUAUCUCAUAACAGCUCGUCAGAUUACUCUGAAAUGAAUCACAGACUCUCAUUUGGUUAUACUUCUGUUCGGUCUAUGAUUAAAUGGGAGCUGGAGAACGGUUUGGUGGACUUCCACAAGCAGACAAACUCGGGCUGCAGGACUCUGUUGCGCUUGCAUCGUGCUCUGCUCUGGCUGCAAAAUUUCCUGUUGGAACUGGGGAGGGACACAACUGAAGGAGAGCAUCUACGAAGCCCUUCUGACCUCUGCAAAGAGACUUACCUGCGCACACUGGCCCACCAUCACACCUGGUGGGUAAGGAAAGCAGCGGAGCUGGCCUUUCUUGCUAUGCCUGAACGACCUUAUUUCUACCUGUUGGUGUGUGUGGAAACGCAGGCAGAAGCUGCUGUGGUGCUGAACAGGAUAGUGAGAGCAAUAGAAGAAGUGUACGAGAGAAAUGAAGUCGCUCUACAGGAACAUGGCAUGCUGGACCUACCCUGAGCGUAGAAAUAAAGAGAGAGAAAAUCAUGGGAGUGGGACCAACCUAGAGAAUAGGGCACUAAAUUAUAAGACUGGAGCUUUGAACCCUUAAGAGAAAAGAAUGACGACUGCUGGAUAAAUACUUAUCCAGGCUGAUUUAUUUGGUCUUGCUUAUAUACUCAAAGAAAGAUACGUUUUCUUAAAGAUUUAGUGACCAAUUUUCUUAAAUUAUUUGAACAAAUUCAUGACAACUGGAAUGGGCCAUUUUUAUUCUUUAUCUGUUUGUAAAAAAAAGGUUGCCAAGUAAGAAAAAAAAUAAAACAAACAUUUCACUAUCAAACUAUUAAAUUCACAAUUACACUAUUACAGUUUUGUUGAUAAAACAACUAAAUAUACAGUAUACUGUUGGUGCUAAUGUAUGACCACUGUCCAAUACUUGAGUACCUUUUGCAUAAAGAGAACACAAUAAACCAACAGCACACAUUUUUAUAGUUACUAGGCAAUGGAUGAAAAUUAUGAACUGGUAAACAUGCUGUGUUCAGUUCUGUGUUCAGUUUGGAGAAAUUGGAGAAAGCCAUGCACACAUUGAUUCUUGUGAAGAUAUUAGCAGUUUUCAGGUUUGCACCAAUAAUAGUACUAGUCGAUUGUGAAAGAUGCAUUAAUGCAUGCUCAGCAAAUGGACAGAUUUGUCCGAAGUCCUGUUUUAACAGAAGACCUUUUUUUACAAUCCUCAUGCUUAUCAAAAGCAGUUUUAUAACGGCGUGACUGAUACCUGAUGGUUGUUCAGGGGAUAUUCUCACAUGCACACCUACAUUUAUUUUGGUAUCGUGACAUAACAAAUCAGAUAGCAAUCCAACUUCUUUUUUUGGUAUGUAAAAGUGGCUCUAUAUGUAGAGCACAGAGGUGUUUAGACAAGUCUAAAUUAUAUUAAUAACUUAAUUUUUUAAUGCUACUGACAUGCACUAUAGAAACAUAUGCAAUAUAAAAUUAAUGAGAGAAUUUGACAAUGAAAAUAU
Sinocyclocheilus rhinocerous is the source of this 2407-nucleotide messenger RNA. RefSeq names its product ceramide-1-phosphate transfer protein-like. Gene Ontology annotation, molecular function: ceramide 1-phosphate binding; ceramide 1-phosphate transfer activity. Lineage: Eukaryota; Metazoa; Chordata; Actinopteri; Cypriniformes; Cyprinidae. The transcript has 4 exons. The record is from RefSeq and is a predicted model, not a curated record. Gene Ontology annotation, biological process: intermembrane lipid transfer; ceramide transport. Gene Ontology annotation, cellular component: cytoplasm; membrane; cytosol. Bases 471 to 1412 code for a protein of 313 amino acids.